AUGUUAUCAACCAACCCCGCACUUCAACCAACAGCGGUGAUUCCCCUUUUGGGGGCAACCGGCUCGGGAAAAUCUUCCUUGACGAAUGCUAUCAUCGGGACCGAGGCUGCACCCGUUGGCCAUGAUCUCGAAUCGCUCACUGCUGAGGUUUCCCACUAUUCGACCACAUCGCACGGAAAGACCAUUCGGGUGGUCGAUACCCCUGGUUUCAAUGACUUCAGGAGUGAGGGGUCGAAAACCGAUCUCGAAAUCCUGACGGAAAUCAGCAAUCUCAUGAAGGAAGAAUACGAUGCCGGGGUCAAGUUCUCCGGUGUCAUCUUCGUUCACAACAUUUCGGCACCCAAGAUCGACAGGAUGGCCCGAAGAAAUAUGGUUCUUUUCAGGAAAAUCUGCGGAAAAGAAUCGAUGAAGAAUGUCGUUGUUGUUACCACUUUCUGGGACCUCGUUGACUUCGAGCAAGGCGAGUCCAAUGAACGAGAGCUCCAACAGGAGGAGGGGCUCCUCAAGGAGCUGCACGACGCCGGUGCCAAAUUCUUCCGCAUGGGCCACUUCGAAGAUGGCGCACAACCAGAUAGCGAUGGGUUUGCCACUCCCCAGCAGAUCGUCGACCACCUUCUUUCUCUCAACCCUGUCUGGCUCCAGAUACAGAAGGAGAUGGAGACCAAGUCCGUUCCUGAGACAUCUGUUGGAUCCACGUUGAUGAACGACUUUGAGGAGCUCAAAGCGGAUUAUCGUCGUAACAUUGAGACCCUUCAAUCGGAAAUUGCCACCCUCCGGAGCGCCAACGAGGACGAGCGGAACCAUCGUGAAGUCCUUCGUGAGGAGGCGAAGAGCUUGCGGGAGGCGUUGAGAGUAUGGGAGGAGCACGGAAGCGAAAUGAAGGCAAAGAUGGCGCGUUUGGAGACGCAGCAGAAGCAAGUUGCCAUGAAGGAAGAGCUGGAAGCUUGGCAAAGCGCCCACCUGACCGAACUGGAAGGGUUACGCCUUCAUGUCUCCCAGUGCAAGCAUAAUAGUCAAGACUUUGAUCUUCAGCGAUCGUUACUCGAGGGCCGCAACCCCGAACUUUCAGCUGCACUCGAGAAAGCUCAGGCGGAACGCGAUGCCUUUUUGCGUCAAUGUCAGGAGCUCCUCGCGAGCAAUGCUAAGCUCCUAGAUCAACUUCGCGACACGGUCUCUCAUCGUGCUUUGGAAAGGUCUCAAAGCGAUGACUCGGAGGAGAUCGCACGAUUGAGGGAGGAAGUUCAUAAGCUCCGCGCCGCCGCCCUGCAACCUGAAACAAAAGAAGACCCUUACUAUCUGCUUUCGCAGCGGGAACCCGGAUCCAUCAGUCCCAAAACGGCUACUUCACCAAAAUCCAACCUCAAACCAGCAAGCCUCCGAUGGAAUACCAACGCCAUUCUGCAUCCUCAGCCAGUAACAGUUGGCCCAGUCAUGUUGUCCAGAGUGCAAUCACCGCCACUCGUCACAGCUUCCGAACCCAAGAGCGAUGGCGACAAGCCGACUCCUACUCCAGAACCAUUGAAGGAGGAGCUUGAGCGGAUCCGCAGAGCUGCCGUUGUCACCUCCCAAACGAAGAAGACUCAGUUGAACACGGGUGAAGAGGCCGGUUCGAUUACUUCCCCACCGGAACGGAAGUCCGCUCGAAGGGCUACAAAAUAA
Messenger RNA from Coprinopsis cinerea okayama7#130, 1659 nucleotides. RefSeq lists its product as hypothetical. Gene Ontology annotation, molecular function: GTP binding. NCBI's taxonomy places the organism in Eukaryota, Fungi, Basidiomycota, Agaricomycetes, Agaricales, Psathyrellaceae. The coding region runs from base 1 to 1659 and encodes 552 amino acids. The record is from RefSeq and is a predicted model, not a curated record. The transcript is spliced from 5 exons.